CGCCAUUUGGAAUCUCACCUCGUAACCGUAAACGGGCAGUGAGAAUCUCUCACGAAAAAUACAAUACAAAAAAAAACAAUACCGUCCGCAUAUCCGGCGUGCAGCGAGUUGGUUUACUCCCCCCAAAGUUGUCUGGUUGUUGGGAUAAAAAUCAUCGGGCUCAUUAUAGAUAACAGUUGUCCGCCAAUGGCCAAGUGAUCGGUGUCAACAGAAACGUUGCGAAUGUUAUUCGUUCGAGUUGUGGCCUAAGUGAGAAUAUAUAAGGUGUUUUCAACCGACGUCAAAGCCGACCAUUAAUGGCUGCAAUGGCUACGCACUCUUUGUAAUUUCUGAAUAGAACUCCGUGAGAAUUGAAAUUUACUGAAUACAAUUUCGCCAAAAAUCAGUGAGCAUUGGUUAAGAAUUAUGGAAUUGGUGUGUAUGAGUGAAUUUAUCAGUAAAUGUACGGGAGAAUGUUCAACAAGUAAAUAGGAAGAAAAACAAGUUUAGGUUGCUCCAGCAACAACGGCGGUAUUGUAGGAUGUCGACUGCUUCCUCUGAAGCGUUCCCUCUCCAUUAUUUAUCACGAAAGACUGGUCACCUUAUCCUAUGUGUUAUCAUUGUGCUCCUAAAUCAUUCGAAAUGUGCAAGUGGCAAUUAUGGAGAUCAAUUGGAACUAAAUGGAAAACAGGAUGUUCAGUGUCCAGUGGAGUGUGCGUGUCUCGGUAAUACUGUUGUUUGCAGUGGAUUGCAGUUGAUAGCUCCUCCCAAUGGAUUACCACCGUGGACCGAGAUUCUGGAGCUCAAGGAAAACAGCAUGACCAAUUUGGAAUCUGAUGCCUUCCUACAUCUUCACAAAUUACGUGAAUUAGAUAUAAGCUCCAACAAGCUGCACAACAAUUUUACAAUAAAACUACCUGAAUCUUCGCCAUUGACUAGUCUCAAGGUCAACAAAAACUCACUGGACCGAAUACCGGAUUUGGGCUCCCUCAAAAACCUGACUCAUUUGUCACUUUCACAUAACGAUAUUAAUUCUGUAAAUGGUAUGACACUGAAGAAAUUGGAGGACCUCCAGAGUCUCGAUCUAGCAGGAAAUAGAAUAAAGGUGUUGAGGCGAGGAUCAUUUCACGCUGGCAAUCACCUCGUGAAGAUAAAUCUGAAUAUUAAUCAGUUGGAGGAGAUAGAAGUCGGCGCCUUUGAUAAUUUAACACUUCUCGAGGAAUUGAGGAUUAACAAGAACGGUUUGACUGCCCUCAACAAACCCGUUUUCUCGAAUCUCGGGAAUCUUAAAAUUCUGGAGUUAAACCGAAACGAAUUGCAACAGAUUCCAGGCCUCUGUCUGAAGAAUUUAACGAAUCUCCAAGAACUGAGAUUAAAGAGGAAUAAAAUCGACACGAUUGACGAUGGUGCGUUUUGGCCUCUGAAAAAUCUCUUGACUCUCCAAUUGGACUUUAAUGCCCUAACCGUAGUCAGGAAAGGAGCCCUAUUUGGACUGGAUGGUCUUCGGAAACUCACUCUGUCUCACAACAAGAUCUCCACCAUCGAACCCCAGGCCUGGGAGCAAUGCAAGCAAAUACAGGAGUUAGAUCUCUCCAACAAUAAAUUAGUGUCGAUCGAAAGAGGAACCUUUGAGUACCUGAUGAACCUUGAGCGAUUAAAGAUCGAUCACAACAAGAUCUCCUUCAUCUCAGAAGGGGCCUUUGGCAAUGCUCCACAUCUUCGCACUCUAGAUCUAAAUAACAAUAAAAUAUCAGACAUGAUUGAGGAUAUAUCAGGUGCAACUGGUGCCUUCGUCUACCUAAAUGAGUUAUCUCGCCUCGGACUGGCCUUUAAUCACAUAAAAUCGAUAAAUCGAAAUGCAUUCGUUGGAUUGAAAGAGCUCGAAGAGCUUGAUUUAUUGGGUAAUAACAUGACCAGCAUUCAAGAGAACGCAUUUACCUCAAUGCCACGUUUAUCAAAAUUAAAAAUGAACACAAUAGCUCUCCUGUGUGACUGCGGACUGCAGUGGUUGAGCGUAUGGCUGCGCAAUAAUCAUUACAGUGACGCAAAAGUCCAAUGUGGUUACCCCCAUUGGUUGAAAGGCAUGCACUUGACGCAAUUACAGCACGCGAAUUUCACAUGUGACGAAUUUCCAAAGCCCAGAAUAACUGAGGAACCUUCGAGUCAAAUGGGAAUAAAAGGUGGCAAUGUGACGCUGACAUGCAAAGCAACAAGCUCAGCAGACACCCCCUUGCACUUUACCUGGAAGCACGAGAACGUACAAUUGAACAAUGGUCCAGUACACAUCGAAGAAAACUCGAAGGCUACUGAUACGGGAGUUACAGAAGCAGUAUCAAUUCUCCAUUUAGUCAAUGUGAAUCAUGCUAACGCUGGGAAAUACCAGUGUAUGGUGUCAAAUACAUAUGGGACUUCCUACUCAGCAAAAGCCAAAUUAAAUGUUUUGGUUUAUCCAUCAUUCUUGAAAAUUCCUCGUGAUAUCAGAGUUACUGCUGGCAGUACAGCUAGAUUGGAGUGCUCAGCCGAGGGCCAUCCAUCACCCCAGAUUGCCUGGCAAAAAGACGGAGGCAAUGAAUUCCCAGCUGCUAGGGAAAGAAGAAUGCACAUGAUGCCAACAGAUCCUGUUUUAUUUAUCGUCGAUGUGAAGACAGCCGAUAGCGGAGUUUAUUCCUGUACAGCCCAGAAUAUGGCCGGGAUCAUUGUGGCUAAUGCGACCCUGACUAUUCUCGAAACUCCGUCCUUCGUUAAGCCUAUGGAGAACAAGGAGAUUGCUGUUGGAGGAUCUGUUGUGCUGGAGUGCAUGGCAAGUGGCUCACCGAGACCCAAAUUAUCAUGGAGGAAGAAUGGAAGUCCUCUCCAAGCUACUGUCAGGCACUUCUUCACAGCUGAAGAUCAAUUGCUGAUAAUUGUCAGUACUGAGCCUAAUGAUGCUGGCACUUAUGAGUGCGAGAUGAGUAACUCCUUGGGGAGUGUCGUGGGGGCGUCUAGGUUGACUGUUAAACCUGCACCUUCGAGCGUUGUCAACGCGGACGAUGUACUUGGAUUAAUCAUUAUUACUGUUGUCUGCUGUGCUGUGGGCACCUCUAUCGUGUGGGUUGUUAUUAUCUAUCAAACUAGGAGACAUUUGAAUGUAUCUCAUGGUAAUGGGGGAGGACCGGGAUCUGGAACACCGGCUUCCAUUCAGAUUGAUGGGACUACCACGCAAUUGUAUCUUGAUUCGAGUUCACAGCAUAGUAAGGAUAGUGGCACUGGGGACAGCACUAAUCCCAGCAGUGAUCAGUUGCAGCUUUGUCUACCGGAAGAAAUGAGUCGAUGCAUCGUAAACAGUGAAGACGAGCCCGCAGUAACUGGUGCAGAUCCACUCCUACGAUACACAAAUCAUCAACGGCAUAAUGAAACCGACAGUGAGGAUAUGGCUUAGAUCGAAUUGAGAAGAUGCGGGUAAACUCAGAAGAGACUAAGAAAAAAGAAUAAUAGUAUUAAUAGAUUAAUCAUCAGUGGAGGUUCUUUAGAAAAAAAAAAUGGAACGUGUACAUGAUAGCAUCUUUACUGAUAAUCAAUCGAAUAAUUGAUCCAUGGCCUUUGCUGCGUCAUCGAUCAGUCAGUAUUAGGUUUACUGUUAUGAAGAUAUUAGAUAUACAUGAUUAGGUAUUCAUGAAUUUUCUGCAUAGCUUGAUGAUGGGUCAAAGAAGGAAGAAAGGGUUUUAAAAUGUCGUGUAUAAUUUACAUGUAUAUAGAACAAUGUUAUAAUAAGGCGUACUAUAUAACUGCGAGAUGGCCUAAUUGUCAAAUCGAGGAACCUACACACUGGUGACAACAGCCUUGUUUUGUGAUAGAAUAUUUAUUCUAGAAUUUAAGUCGACUUCAUUAUUUAAAGUAUUAUUGUAGAUAUAGUACUGAAUUGACGGUUUUUUUUCAUUUUUAUCAAUCACAUCUUCGCAUCUUCUGUUCAUAUGGGAGACGAUAAGGAAAAUUUGUACAUUGGAAGUUUUUCGAAACAUUUUUAGAUGCAUAAAAUUUGUGUGCAUAAAAAUUAUUUAAUUUCAAUGCUACAGUUUAUUGACAGUUGAAAAUAAUGAAUGUCCAAAGUGUCCUUAUCCUUCACUUUCAUAAUGGUAAUAGUUCAUAGUCUUCCUGAUUGUAAUAAAAACAGUAAAUGCCACGUUUUGAGUGCCCAAGUAAAGAAAAAACGAUCACGAAAAUGGCUAUUGUUGGUUAUAUACAGUAAAUUGCUCAUAAAUCAACACUUUAUUUCUAGUAUUAUUGCAGCACUCUUAAUUUUCGUUUAUCAGACACGUAAGGUUCUUGUUUUUUUUUCUCUUACCUCUUGUUGGCCAUUUAGCAAUUUAUCAUUUAUUUUACUGACCCAGUUUUUUCCCUUAACACUUCUAUUGUAUAUAAUGUGUAUUUUUCGAUAUUGAAGUUUAAAAGUGGUUCAUUGAAUUCGAUAAAUUGAAAAUGAUGCCUUUUCAAUGCCUUUGAACAUACAUAGGAAUUAAAAAUAAUUAGUUAUUUUCGAAUGAUGGAAAAAUUUUAAUACUCAGCGUUUCUACUUGUUUCAUUGAAUAUUUUACAAGAGUGGAGAAUCGUCAAGUUGAAGGAACAACAAGGACAAUAUUUACCCCGAUUAUUAGAAGCGACUUAAUGUUUAUAUAUGAAUUUUGUGUUUUAUAAAUAUUCGAAAGUAAUGGAGUAUGAAGGAGGGAAUAAUAAAACUAUUAUUCAAGAUUAAAAUGUUUAUUUAAUUCAUUCAGCGCACCUGAUCGCCAAAUCAUAAUUGUCAAUCUUACAUUGUAUUUUCUCUGCGUCAAUUUUAAUACAAACAUAUGCAAGAGAUUUAAAAAAAACAUUUAAAAUAAGCUAGGCACAUAUAUCUAUCAUACAUGCUCACUUAGUAUCGCUGAGAGGUCUAACGGCGUCGGCAUUAGCUAAUUGUCUUUCCAAUAUUUAUACAUUAUACAAUAUGACACAUAAAAGAUUUUUUUAUACAUUUGCUAAUGGCAGACGAACUAAAUAAUCUUCUGCCCAAUUAAAAAUUCAUCUAAAUAAACAUAACAUUCUUCGUUGCUUUUCUCUACAAUAGCUGAAAUCAUACUAUAAAAUAUACUAUUUAAAUGGCCGUUGAUGCAUGAAACCCAGUGGAUCGAGGCAUCUCGAAGAAAGAACCAUUAAUUAAUUAUCCCUGAAUAUCACAAAAUUCCUUCGCAUUAGAAGACGAAAAACAAUAGACGGAAAUCUCCGCAUAUCUUAUCGUGAUUUUCAGAUAGUCUCUGUACAAGCGCAACAUUACAUUGUUUUUUGAAAAAUUUCAUCUGUUUUUUUCUCCAUACUACGACUAAAUCCGCUUUACUCUACGUUAAAUCUCAGUUAAUUGGCCAUUGCAGAGAGGAAAAAUUUCCAUAACUCGUGCAGCUUCUUAUCAAGUAUAAUUUGUACGCUGCUGUUAUCAACUUUACAUCGCAACGACACAUCAGUAUUCACAUUAGCGUGGCUCUUCACUUCGAUUCUCAAAAUUGUUCCCCAAAUAUGAAGAAUAAAAAUUACAACUAUAACGUCGUUUUUCAUUAUUCAAGGAAGAGAGUAUGGUCGAACACUCGGUAUUCAGUGGGAUAAGUAGAAAAUAAUAAAAAAAACAA
Messenger RNA from Diachasmimorpha longicaudata, 5612 nucleotides. Its product is annotated as leucine-rich repeats and immunoglobulin-like domains protein 3. NCBI's taxonomy places the organism in Eukaryota, Metazoa, Arthropoda, Insecta, Hymenoptera, Braconidae. The record is from RefSeq and is a predicted model, not a curated record. The transcript has 3 exons. Gene Ontology annotation, molecular function: protein binding. Bases 521 to 3397 code for a protein of 958 amino acids.